AUGUGCGAUUUUGGCUCUUUAUCCUGUCCCAUAAUAAAUAUUAAUUUAUUAAUCUUUAUUUAGUUUUUCAACAUUGCUUUAUAGUUCAUUAAGAGGAAAAAGUUUAGCAUUAUCCAAUUUGCCUUUUCUCCAUUGGGUUUGGUCCUGGUAUUGGAGGCACUGUAUCAUUUAGUAAUGGAUAAAAUUUCAUGGCUUAUCAAAGCUUAGGUAUAUGGGAUGUUUUAGAUGAUCGGGCUUGUAAUGUAUGGGUGCCGUUAGAAGAUAAAUUAGCAGAAUUUUAAUAAUAAAUCCAAUAAUAGAAUUAUACUAAUAAUGAACUAUUAUUAUAUUUUGAAGUAAAAGAUUAUGAUAAAUUCAAUGAAUAUAGAGGAUUUAUAACAACUAAAGAUUACUUAUCUUAAACACAAGAUCUCGGAGAAGAUUUAGAAGAUUUAUCAUCAGAGAUAGAGAAAGCAUAUUUUAAGCAUCUUUGAUCAGAAUAGCUCUUUAUAUUUAAAUAUGACACAUAAAGAUCCUUAAUUGGAAUUUAAAUUAAAAAUGGCAAAAGGAAAGAAAUUAAUUGAUUUUUUUAUACGAAUUAAAUUAAAUUUGGUGGAGUAAAAUCAGGAAAAAAGAGAACAAUUAAAAAAAGAAAUGGAAUUAAAUAGAUUAAAAGAGAAAUUGGAAAAAAAUUGAAUUGGAUUUGAACUAAUUAUAAAAAGGUUUGAUAGGCAAUCGUUUAGUAAUAGAAUAAAUAUAAUAAGAACUUCAAAAAUAGAAAUAAGAGCUGUCUAAUUAAAUAUAAUAAGUCGAAUAAAAAUUUAAUUAACAAUUGACAAACAAUAUAAAAUAAUAAGAACUUGGAAAAUAGAAAUUAGAGCUAGCUAAUUAAAUAUAAUUAGUCGAAUAUAAUUUUAAUUAACAAUUCCAAAAAUUAAUUCAAUAAUAGUAAAAUCAAUUUAAAAAGUUUUCAAUAAAUCAAAUGAAGAAAGUUAAAGAAUAAGAUUAUAUCUAUAUAAUUUAAAAACUUAAAGGGUAAUUUGAAUUUGAAUUAUUAAUUGUUGAUGAUGAAAUUGAAUUUUAAGAUGGUAUUAUAUAUUGAAAGAAGAAACAAAUCUUAUUAUGUCGUAUUAACUGAUGGAAAAUUUUCAAGAGGACAAGAGAGUUUGGAAAAUUUUUCACUCAUCAAUUAUAAAUAGAUGACAAACUAGGAUUAAGAGUUGACACAGUUUAACAUACAUUUUAACUGGUUAUUAAUGAUUAUCCUUUUCCUCCAGUCAAAAUUAAUAAAUCAAUAGAGGAAUUUUCAUUUGUUAUAAAAAGUUCUGAAAAGAUAAAUACAUUUGCUGCUGAUCCUAAUUAAUCAUGAAUGUGAUUUGAAUAUUAAUGCUUGUGCAAAUAUUAAAAUUUAUUAUCCCUAUGUUCAUAUAAUAUAUAAUCUAAAAUGGAAGUAUCUUUCAUUUUUUUUUCACUUUGACUUAAGUCUAAAUAGAAGUAAGAUAGUUAAUAUAACAUAAAUAUUUACUUUUAACAGCUAUAAUAAUAAUUAAAAUGAAGGUUGCAAAUAAGACUUCAGAUUUUUGAUGGAUUGAUUUUUUGAAAUAGGUUUUAUAAUUUAAAGUGAAUAUAAUCUCUUUUCAUUGCUAACUAAAUCAAUACAGAAUAAUAAGAGUAUUUCCCUAUCAAAAAAUUUCUCCUAAAUAAUAGAUUUCAGAAAGAUUAUUUAAUUCUCAUCUACAUUCUCCUUAACAUGACUAACAAAGAGGUUCUUGUUAACAUUAAAGGAAAAUAAUAUUUUUGUAAAUCUAGGUACCUUAAGAAAAUAUGAAUUAAAAACAUUUGAUUAUUCAAAAAUAUGAAUAAUCUGUAGAGAAAAUGGAAUAUAUAAAAUUGCUGAAGUUUGAUGAAAAGUUUUUAUCAAAUGGUCAAUAUAGUAGGAACUAUGUUUUAAUGUUAAAAUGUAAUUAUUAUCAAGGAAAAACUCAACAGAGAACAAGGAAAUAGUAGAUAAUGAUUAAUUUAUGUUACAUUAUCAUUAAAAUAACAAAAAAGUUGAAUUUUAACAAGUAGCUUAAGUCUAUUUUUUUAGAAUAAAAUUUAAAUGUUAUUACAUUAAAGUCAGUUUAAUAAAAUUACUUAGAUAUUCGGAUAUUUUGGAUUUAAAUGUAUUUAUACAAUGUCUCCAUAAAAAAUUUAAAUUAAUAAUAAAGCAACUUUUGA
This is a messenger RNA of Paramecium pentaurelia, 2199 nucleotides long. The record is from the annotation of a GenBank genome assembly. NCBI's taxonomy places the organism in Eukaryota, Ciliophora, Oligohymenophorea, Peniculida, Parameciidae.